GCUAGUGGAGGGAUGUAGGAACUAGAGAGGGGACUUUUCGCAGCUGGUCUUCCCCCCUCAUAUGGCAGCGGUAUCGGUGAAAUAUCUGUUAUUGUGGCCGCUGCUAUGGCUCUGCGUCCGGCUGUCGGAGACCGAAAACUCCCGCGUUUCUCCGGACGAUGACCCCCUGCGGCCGUACGCCCGGGGGCACGGCCCCUCCCACUCGCACCGCCACGUCAGGGACUGUCUCUCCGUCACCGGGGGAAACACCGCCCACGAGACCCAGACCCCCCCACACCACGGGGGGGACCCCGAGGCCACCGUGUUCGUGUCCAAAGUGCCGGGAAGCUCCAGAUGGGUCUACGGUCACAUGACUGUGGUCCCCGACCCCCUGAGGCAGCUGUCGGUGUUGGAGCCGGGGCAGCAGGGGGGCUGUGAGGGGCAGCGGAGGGUCUCUGUGGAGGAGACGGCGAGGGCUGCUGGGUGUCUGUACGCCCAGAACGCCGGCUUCUUCAACACAGAGUCUGGAGCCUGCCUGGGCAACGUGGUGAGCGACGGCCGCAUGGUGAGGGACAGCGGGGGGGUGCAGAACGCUCAGUUUGGCAUCCGGAGGGACGGCACCCUGGUGUUCGGGUAUCUGUCUCAGGAGGACGUUCUGGACCGGUCCAACCCGUUUGAGCAGCUGGUCAGCGGCGUGGUGUGGCUGCUGAGGAACGGAGAGGUUUACAUCAACCAGAGUCUGAAGGCCGAGUGCGACGAGACGCAGGAGACCGGGAAGUUUCGCACUUUUGUGGACGUGGUGUCGGGCCGGACGGCGGUGGGCCACGACGCCGAGGGGAGGCUGGUCCUGUUCCACAUCGACGGGCAGACGGGAGUCAGGGGAAUGAAUCUGUGGGAGAUGGCUGAGUCUCUGAAGAGUUACGGAGUCGUUAACGCCAUCAAUCUGGACGGAGGCGGCUCCUCCACCUUCGUGAUCAACGGCUCGUUAGCAAGCUACCCCUCCGAUCACUGUAAGCCUGACAGCAGGUGGCGCUGUGCUCGUCACGUCUCCACCGUGCUGUGUGUUCACCGGCGGCGCUGCCAGCCUGCAGACUGCGGACACGGGGUCUGCACCGCCAAUGAUUGUGUCUGUGAUGCCGGAUGGAGAGGAGAGAACUGCAGCCAAGAGUGCCUCCCCGGUUUCUACGGUGACCGCUGCAAUCAAACCUGCGCCUGUGUUAACGGCGGCUCCUGUGAUCCCGUCCACGGACGCUGCUCAUGCCCCGCCGGCUUCCACGGACAAACCUGUGAAAACGUGUGUGCGCUGGGGUUCUUCGGCCCGGCCUGUCUUCAGGAGUGUGUGUGUGACCAUCAGUGUCCAUGUGACCCGCAGACAGGAAGCUGCAACGCCACACUGAGAGCAGAGACCAACUACACCUUACACACAGCUGGACGUUGCUUAGCCAAUCAGAUGUUUACAUUAUGGAGACGAGAGGAAGAGGAGCACAGAGAACAGCCUCGUCUCACAGAGCGCUCCUGGGUGCUGCUCAGCUGCUCCCUCGCCGCCCUGCUCUCCCUCAGCCUGCUGCUCCAUCUGCUCCGGGCGUGCCGCGGCGCCACCUGCCAAUGGGAACCUGAAGGCCUCGACUACUCGUACGUCCCGCUGACGCACAUCAACGGAGCCGCCGGGAAAUCCGGUUUCCAAUUGGACGACUCGGACUUUCAGGAUGAAAUCUGGUCUCCGUCUCGCUCGGGGAGGACGGGAGACGACGAGUAAAAACUCUCUUAUUGCACAGAGACAAAUAAUCUGAGAGGUGCAGGGAGUCUGUGCUUGAACCAGGGAGAUGUUGCCUUCAGGGUCCAAUGGGAUUUCUCCAUGUGAUUUGGGAUUAUGCUGAAAAUAAUCUCUGCGGCAAACACAUAUUUACACGUUUAGUUCAGCAGGAUAUCUCCACAUAUUAACCCCACUUUAUGACAGCACGGUCACAUGACUUCACGUCACCACCGCUAAGCUAAAGGUGGCUAAUGUUGGGCGUGAUGGCGUUUAGUCGUCUCAUUUAGACACUUGUUAGCAACCGCUGUUUUUAAAUCCACCAGUGAGGGAUUAACUGACGUAUUUUAUGUCGUAGAAUAAAAUCUUGUGUUAACGACAGACCUUAUUUCAGGAUAACAACAAAAAACGUCCAGACCGGGGAACAGGAAGUGCUGAAAUGCUGACUCAUUUCCAGGGUUAAAGACUCAUUCCUGCACCUCUCUUUUUCCUCCUGGAGUGGGUUUUGUUACUUGUUUUUGUUUACAGCCUUUUAAACUGAAAGGCGAUCAGAGGUCAAAGCUCUAUUUCUCUCUCAGCUUCAUUUGUAAAUGUCUCUUUCUGCUGUCUCACGGAAACAGACACACUUUGAUGUUACUGAGUUUUUUAAUCAGACAUUUUCUUAUCAACAUGGGGGGGGGGGGGGGGGGGGGUUUAUACACGUCGUCAUGCACCGAGCUCCAUCUGAAUGUAAAAUAACGUUGAGGUCAAUGUGCACAUUUAUAUCUGAGAAAAACUAUAUUAAAGAAGCACAACUUUCUGCCACAAAUCUUCUUAUCAAAACGUCUUAUUGCUGAAUCACAUUCCUGAUGUCAUCUUCUCGAUGUCUUUCUGCCAGUUUUCAACACGAAUAAAUGUGAAUAUUAAGACUUACUUUUGACUGCUAAAA
Molecule: messenger RNA, 2657 nt
Organism: Trematomus bernacchii (emerald rockcod)
Lineage: Eukaryota; Metazoa; Chordata; Actinopteri; Perciformes; Nototheniidae
Product: N-acetylglucosamine-1-phosphodiester alpha-N-acetylglucosaminidase-like
Exons: 12
Coding region: 62-1735 (557 amino acids)
Source: RefSeq, a predicted model, not a curated record